AUGCGUAGGUCAUAUCGCCAGGGACUAUGCUUCAAAGUCAACGACAUCGACUUAACGUGCUUGGACGUCAAGGAGACGCAGUCACGAAUUGACAGACUAGUGAAUGGAACGUUACUACCACACACGGUCUUCUUUGGACAGCAUAUGGGGCCAGGGAGAGGUCUUGUUGACUCAACUGAUAGAACAUUGAAAGAGCAUCUUGCAAUGGUGUUUCCUCUUGAUGUUUGGAAGGCCGCUCGGAGCAUGAGUCGUGAGAAAAUCAGUUCUCUUCACGAUGUGAUAUUGACGUCCGAAGCAAGCCUGGAUGCUGCGAAAGCUGUGCUUUUUCGUUUGCAGGCCGCAGAGUCAUCUGCUCGUGACCAGUAUAACGCUUUCGAAGCGCAACGCGAAAAGACUUUGACACAUAUUGAUGAAGAGAGAAACAGUUUUCACGCGCGUAACUCCCGAUCUUCUGAGGAUUCCGUCGCUUAUUCAGAAACGUUUCCGACAACCGCAGAUCAGUUAUCAACUAUUAUUGAAGACUGCAAGCACAAGCUGAGGCAACUCGAGGACUACACAGGAAAUGCCCUAGAUAGCCAAAGAGAAUCAACCGCUUCAGCCUUGACCUUAUCAAAAGCAUCUCUCCUUGCAGCUGAAGAGGUACAGUCCCGAAUCACUUCUUUGAUGUUGAAAGGUAGAGAUUGGGAGGAAGAGCGUGAACGGAAGGCACGAGACAUUCGCACCUAUAUUGAAAGCGCUAGGAAGGAGCUGAAAGGAAUGCAAAGUCUUGCAGAUAUCGAUGCAAAAUGGAGCGCAGCCUCCAUGGAAAUGCGUGACUGUGAGGAGAAGUUCCAGGAGCUCGUCAUGGUCAACAUUGAUUUCAAAAAUGAUCAAUCCCAUGCAUCUUUCUCGACAGAAGUGAGCGUGGUACAGGAAUCACGGAAACGAGUCUCUGCGAUUCAGGAUGAACGAGUGCGACUGGAAACUGCACUUCACGAAGUAAAGGCACGUCUGCUGCAAAGCGAAAAUGUAUCACUCAGCUCCAGCGAUGCAAGCGGCGAAGAACAUGGUUUAUUGGCCCUUUCGAAUCCAACGUCAUGUGAAACUUGCCUUCGUCCUUUCGACGGAGAGCUAUACGUGCAAGCCAGAUCCCAACUUGAGAAAGAAGCUGCUGCGAUUGAAGAAGCUGUUUUGAAGACCGAGGCACAGCAUAAAAAUGAGAAAAUAUCAUAUGAGGCAGCUGUUCGUGUCCUAGGUGCAGAGGUUGACGAGGAGAGAAGACGGCUUCUGGACAGAAAAGCAAAAGUCAGCGAAACAUUCAGUAUACUUCGAUCAAUGCGAAAUACGAGAAGCUCACUGUCCAGAGAAAUAUCGGAGUUUGAAAAGAAGCUAAAUAUUCUCUACCGAGAUCCCAACUUAUAUCUGAACGAAAUUCAAGAGAUCACUGCGACUUUGCGAAAGGCGACGCAUAGCGAACCCAUGGGCAAUAUUGUCAAUAUUGUUCAGGAAAACGUUGCUGCCAGUCGUGAAGCUCUUUCACAAGCCGAAAGGCAGUAUGAAGCUGUGAUAGCCGAAGUUCAAGCAAGAGAAAUUCUGAGGACAGAAUCGUUAUCGCGACGAAGAAAUCUACAGGAUCAUAUUGAUGAUCUUCUUGAUGUACAAAAAAAGUAUCAGAGUCUUGAGAGCGCAAGAAAUUCCGCGCAGCAAGACGUGAACCCGUACAUGGAGUCGCUGCGAAGGGUGCGGAGUGAAUUGAAUGCAGAAACGUCUACGUUUGAGAAGCGCGAGCAGGAAUUCUCAAAGCUAAAAGGCAGCUUGAACACCUUCAAGUCACUUGACGUAGCGUUUGGCCCUCGUGGCGUUCCUUCAUUCGUCCUGGAAGAAGGUCUUUUAUGGCUCGAAAGACUCACAAGUAUGUACUUGGAUAGGCUCUCUGCAGGGGAACUGAUGCUUCAGAUCAGGGCCUUUUCAGACUACAAGUCAUCAAACAGGGUUGAAGGGGACAACAAGGAAAUAAUCUCAAAGAAGGUCUUCGUUCGCACAGGUGGGGCCCUACCCGUAUUUAGAGAGCGUACUCUCAGACAACUUAGCGGAGGUCAGCGCAGGCGAUGUUCUUUGGCAUUCGCGCUAGCAUUUGCAGAUCUAGCUCAUGAGCGAGCUGGCUUUCGUUCUUCGCUUAUUGUCAUGGAUGAAAUUUUGCAAUCUUUGGACGAGGAUGGUCGUCGGAGAAUAUCCAAAAUUCUCCCAGCCCUUCUUGAUGAAAAACACAGCCCACGAAAUACAGUUUUGGUCGUUGCCCAAGACGAAGCACCAGAAAUUGCUGGUUUAGCUCACGGCGGAAUAGAUAUUGUUAGCAGGAAGAUGGACCAGAGUGAAGUACUCCUAGAUUCCAUUGACUCCGCGCUGCCGUAUCGAAGAUAAUAAAUGUACAUUUCUCUA
Messenger RNA from Chondrus crispus (carragheen), 2418 nucleotides. RefSeq lists its product as hypothetical. Lineage: Eukaryota; Rhodophyta; Florideophyceae; Gigartinales; Gigartinaceae. The coding region runs from base 1 to 2400 and encodes 799 amino acids. The transcript has 2 exons. The record is from RefSeq and is a predicted model, not a curated record.